Staurois parvus is the source of this 378-nucleotide messenger RNA. NCBI's taxonomy places the organism in Eukaryota, Metazoa, Chordata, Amphibia, Anura, Ranidae. The record is from the annotation of a GenBank genome assembly.
UGUCCCUCGGACACAGCGGAUCAUGGAAAGAGCCGAAGAUGUCGGCUCGGUCAUGUGAUCCGCUGUGUCCAAUCACAGCGGAUCACUGAUCAUCAGGGCCCUGAUGAUCAGUGUGCCCUGAUGUUCAGUGUGGCCCCAAAAGUGCCACCUGUCAGUGUCCAUCAGUGCCAGCAGUCAGUGCUCAUCAGUGCCCCGUGCCAGUGCCACAUCAAUGCCACAUAUCAGUGCAUACCAGUGCACAUCAAUGCCACAUAUCAGUGCCCAUCUGUGCUGCCUUUAAAUGUCACCCAUCAGUGCCAGUCAGUGCCACCUAUCAGUGCUGCCAAUCAGUACCACCUAUCAGUGCCAGUCAGUGUCGCCUAUCAGUGCCAGUCAGUG